AUGAAAAGAUAUAAAAUAUUACGACGAGGAACUACUACUAGCACUACCACUCAAGACACAAUUGACGAAACUUCCCCUAUUCUCAGAGAUGAAACAACAACUUCUGCUCCAACCACGAAUUCUACAAACCAAGUAACUCUCAAAAAGUAUGUCAAUUUCAGACGUGGUUCUACAACUGGAAAAUCUAAUAACGAAGAAGACAACAUUGAUUCAAAGACACCUGCUUCAGUAUCUCCAGAACCCGAUGAGUCAACAGUACUAACGACCAAAGCGAGUGAAGGAUUAGGGUCUACUACACCUGUGAUAAUAAAAUCAGAUAACCCGAAUGAAAUUGAAUUGAACACUGAGGACAACACUUCUCCUACUCAAGAAACUUUGUUAUCUCCUGAUAAUAAUUUCAACGGAACUAAUAAGAGCGAGUCAAAUCUCGAUUCUAAUUCAGUUAUCAUUUCAUCACCUGUGAUAUCAACUGAAACUAGCGUGGACGCUACGCAACCAGACAAGAGGCCACAGUUCUUAAAGUCGAGACCAUUUUUAAAAUCUUCGCGCGGAACAACACCAAAACCAAUAUCAAUUGAAACAACGCCAAAGGUGAGUCAAUCAAACUUAAAAUAUAGACUCAAGAUAGAUAAUUCUCAACUCAACGAAAAUACACCCAACAAGCAAUAUAGAACCAGAGGGUCGUCGAGAUUUAACUCUGAUAACUUAUCGAGGCAAGAUAAAGACGAAACUGUUAUUCCACAAAAAAGGCGACUUUCGACAACUGAAAAGUAUGUUGAAGACCAUAGGAGCUAUAGACCCUCAGAGCUGGCAGACUUAUCAUCUUUGACUGCUGUAGACUUUUCAAAAAUCAAGGAACUUGAUUUCGGAAGAAUAACUCAUCGAAGAAGGAGACCGGUUACAACUACAACUACAACUACAGAAGAUUUCUCUGAGAUAAUUGAAACAAGUUCAAGACCACCAUCUGUAACGAAAAAACUGACCCCAUCAUUCGGCAGAUCUAGAAAAUUCUUCAGAGGGAAUUUGAAUAAAACCCACAUAGAUUCAGAAGGGGAAACAAAAAUCAAAACACUUCGCGGAUUCGGAUCUAGAUCGACGAGAGAACCUUCAACAACUGAAAUAACAACUGAAAGUACCUACUCUUCCCCAAAAUCGUUUAGCCCACCUCCUCGAAAUCGAAAAAUAAUAAGACGAUUAAAAGUCACUACUACGACUCCAAUUCCAACUCAAAAGAAUGCAGAUGAUUCAGAUGACAAUAUUUUGAAUGAACGUUCAGAUUUGUUCCCAAAAAAUAGUGAUUUGGGUUUUCAGCAAAAUCGAGUUGAGGACGAAAAUGACGAUGAUGAAGAAGAAGGAGAAAAUAUAAAACUUUCCGAAUCUAAUAUAAGAGAAAACAGCGCAAUCAAUAGUUUUAGUCCUGAUCCAAAACUGAGAGGCAAGUUAACUGGGUUAGAAAAAUCAUAUAUUCCGGAAAAGAUUCCAAUGAAUGGCAAAAUAUCAACAAUAUCAUAUGGUAUUCAGACAACCGAUGACGAAUUUGAAUAUCCAAGUGCAAUAGUAUCAACAGAACCAAGUGUUGUAGUACGAACAAGAAAGAUCAUUAGAAAAUUAUCUCCAACUGAAGCUACAAUUACGACUAAAAAAGAAUCGGAUUCAGGUCAAACUUUUGGUCGUAGAAGAAAAGUAAUACGUAAACUGAGGCCUAUAUCAGAAUUCAACAGGACAGACAAGGAUAAAACAAAUGAUAAGGAGAGUACAGAGGGGAGUAACAAAAUCAAAGAGACUGUUAUCGCUGUUGAAACAACUACAACUGGAAAUAAUCCAGAACACUUGCAUAUACCACUUCCAGAUGAUACAAUAGAAACGACAGAUAUUAAAAUAGAUUAUUCACCGUCUAUUACAGAAACGACUACUACAUCAAAAAAACUAUUCCAGACUGAACCAACCGUUGAUACAAAAGAAACUGGCAAACCAAAGAGACUAUUUCGUCCCAAACUAUAUUCCUAUAGAAACAAAAGUGAAUCAAAAUUGAACACAACUGAUGAAACUGCCACAGAUUCUGAAAUAAUUAGGAUUAACAGUAAUGUAAAUAACGAUGGUAACAAGAGAAUUGCAACCAGAGGACGAAAUAAAAUUUUCAGGCCAAAAAUAUUCGAAACUAGAAAUAAACUAAGAAAUAAUAAGGAAGAACGUAUUUACUCAGAAAAUCGAAUUUCCAGUACACCAAGAUAUAGUUUCUAUUCAAGGCUCCCUAAUAUUAAACCAAAAACUGUCACCGAGAUUGUGAAUUCACCUGAAACUGAAAUUAAUCUAGUUGAAUUCGAGAAAUUAAACACAAUUGAACCUGUAGCGGAAAGUUCGACGGAGGGUCUUAUAUUUAAUGUAAAUGAAUUCGAAACAACUGUUGAGCCUGAGAAAGUAACUUCAACUGAGUAUCAAAGAAUUAGUUCAACUGAAGAUAUAUUUCUAGAAAAUUCUACUGUAAAUGAAGAUUUAGAUGAAGCUAAAGAAAAAGACGAUAGAAACAAAGAAUUUAAUGAAAGUUCGGAUGUUAUUUCAGAGAGUCAAACUUCUACUGAGUAUUUUUCAACAGAACCCACAGAUACAACUUCAGUUACAUAUCGCUUCAGACGUCCAAAUAAUGAACCAUACUUUAGGCAGUAUCAGACUACCACCACGAAGGAAAAAACAACAGAUUUAAAUGAAACAGCUUUUAUGUUGACUAGUAUAAAAACGGGUACCGACGUGAGUAGCACAACCACUGAAAUAAAUGGUAGUGAAAAUAUCAACUAUUCGUCAACAAGUGACAUUUCUCCAAUAGAUGAUGGUACUGCCGACUCUAAUAAUACUAUCCAGGGAAUAGAAAAUUACACAGAAGCAUAUACAACUGAAUACAAUACUAUUAUGACUGAUUUGGGUAUAACUACAGAUUCUCUAACUGAUACAAUUUCUGAAAUAGAUGCUCAUGAUACCGAUGAAGCCAUGCAAAUAACAGAAAACUUGUCGACUCCGUAUGAUUUGACGACACUAGGAACCGUUGAUACUAAUAACAUAGAUAACGUUAACAUCAAAAACACUUCACAUGAAGAUCAAGAAACCACAGAACUAUUCAACAACUCUGAACAAACAGAAUUUGAAACUACAUCUUUGCCUGAAACCACAACUGACGGUUUGAGAGAAGUUAUGAGCGAAAUAUCGAGUUCCCCCAGUUCAGAACCUUCUACUCAACCCCAUCGAACAUAUACCUUAAGACCAGUAAGUUCUAGACCAAAAUUCAUUCCACCGAAGUUAAAAGAUCUGAGUUUUGGAAUUUCAUCUGAAAAAGGUGUAAAGCCAAAGGUCAGUAAAUUUGGCUUGAAUAGAUUUAAAUCGACAACUGCAAGUGAUUUGUUCAACGAUGAUAAAUCUGAUCCGUCAGUUUCAGAACAGAGCACAAAUAUUGGUCGCCCAAAGCUACCAUUUAAAUACAGUACUACCGAGAGGAACAGAUUUAAUAAAUAUAAAAAAGGCUAUAAUAGCAGGAUACGUACAACAGAAAGUAUUCAGAUCCCUGACGUAAGUGAAGAUAAUUAUGUUGAAAGCAGUUCAACCACCACACAAAACAGAUUUUUGUACACGUUCAGUACCACACAGCAUUAUAAUGUAGAUUCAGAUGAUGAUGAUGAUGAUGAUGAUGAUGAUGAUGAUGAUGAUGAUGAAGAGUUAGUUGAAGAUAUUGAAGACGAAGAAGUAGAAGAAAAUGAGGGUUCAGAAGAUGAGGAGAGUGACUUUCAACAAGGAAUAGAAACAACACCAAAAACAAUAAAAUCUAAAAUAACAACUUUUUCCAAAAACCCGGUUACCCGCCUACCCAAUAAACCAAUUUUCUCAAAACCAAGUACCGAAGAUCCUAGAGUAGACGAAUCAUUGAAAGAUAUUGAUACCGAAGCUAUUAAAAAUAGAAAUAAAUCACUUUUUUCGAAGAAAAGGGUCAUGAACACGCCAUUUAUAGGUCAGUACUCAUCUACAAAUGCGAUGACAACUGAAGUUGAAGAAACAUCUACUGGCAGUGGUAUUCAGUACACCAGUGAUGAUAUAGUGGAAAUGACCAAAUCAUCAGAUCAAUCACAAACUACUGAGGACACAACCAUCCGGCACAUUUUCGCAGAUAUACCUGAAGAUGAAAAUCAGACGACAGAAUUAUCAAAUCCAAAAACAGAGACUACUACGAACAAGAUUGAGAGACUUAUUGAAGUGAAUAGAAUCAUCAAAGUGGAAACUAAAGAGGAGCACGUGAAAAAUCACUUAGUGGAACUGAAAACAAACCCAUUUCCAAUCCAAGACAAGGUAGGAGAAGUCAAUCGAGUUACAGUGAUCAAAGUAGUUGAUACUGAUGGUCAGUUGAAGAAUGAAAAGGCUCCAAUAUCUUCAGUACACAUACCAGCGAACUCAAGUACUACUGACUCAGCGAUAAAGUCCUCAGUUGAUAUGAUUAUUCAAAUAGCCAAAGUGCAGGAGAUUCCUGCAGAAAAUGGGAAAGUGAAUUUGACCAACAUCAGCGUAACUCUUAAUACUUCAAGUAUUCCUCUAUCUUCAAAACGAGAAGGAAAAAGAAUAGAAAUUUUUGGUGUCGGAGGGAGCAAGAUUGUGGAUAACAAACAUCACGAUGAAUUUGAAGGCAAGCCACAAAUAAUUGAUGGUUUAUCGAACAUAAAUAUUGUUACUCCCCGACCCGUACAUAAUCUGGAAUCAUCAACAAUUCCCUUGGAGGGUCUCUUCCAAACAGAAGGUGCAACACUUUUCAGUAAAUAUCCUCCUAAUGGCGACGAAUUGUUGGAGGCAGAUCAUUCGAAAUUCGUUAGUGUUCGAGUUCCCCAUCCAGAUCAAACUUUAAAAACUAAUCAGGAAUCUGGAGAGAAUAUCAAUACGAUACCGAUUAAGUUUUGGAAUCAAGACGCUGAAGAAUAUGCUAUGAAAGCUGAUGUUGUAGAAGUACCGGCUAAAACCAACCUCGACACUAUAAGAAUAGCACCAAUUAAGGUUCAGAUGUCUAAAUCGAUUGCUAAUAACUUGCCACUUAUCAGGUUAGGCGGUAAAAGCUUUCCGCCAACGUAAAUGUAAGGAAAUCUUUUGCCAGAUAUAAUUUAUUAUUUUUAGCUUUAUUGUUACGUAUGUAUAUAAGUUCUUGUUGUUGUUAUGUGAAUAGAACUACUAGAGAAACUGAAAUGUAAAUAAUUUGCACCAAUGUAAUAUACCAGCACGAUCUAUUUUUACUCAA
Leptinotarsa decemlineata (Colorado potato beetle) is the source of this 5257-nucleotide messenger RNA. It is a transcript of the gene Cht6, whose product is annotated as Chitinase 6. The record is from RefSeq and is a predicted model, not a curated record. NCBI's taxonomy places the organism in Eukaryota, Metazoa, Arthropoda, Insecta, Coleoptera, Chrysomelidae. Gene Ontology annotation, cellular component: extracellular region. Gene Ontology annotation, biological process: carbohydrate metabolic process; chitin catabolic process. Gene Ontology annotation, molecular function: chitinase activity; chitin binding.